Alexandromys fortis (reed vole) is the source of this 3209-nucleotide messenger RNA. RefSeq names its product zinc finger B-box domain containing (gene Zbbx). The transcript is spliced from 20 exons. The coding region runs from base 161 to 2560 and encodes 799 amino acids. Gene Ontology annotation, molecular function: zinc ion binding. Lineage: Eukaryota; Metazoa; Chordata; Mammalia; Rodentia; Cricetidae. The record is from RefSeq and is a predicted model, not a curated record.
GUCGCAGGUGAGUCGUAGGAUUAAGGAGGUACACAGCCAGUGGAGGAUUUUGCCGUGAAGAGCCGGGAGAUAAGCUGCAUCUGGGUGGUACAGAGCGUGCAGCAGCAGAAGUUUUCUGAAGCUAUGACAAUAUUAAGACAGCAUUAAGAAACAAAUAAUCAUGAACACCAAAGAUUUUGUAGUUAUUCCCUGGGGAAAACCUGGAAAUUCUGUAAAACUAAAAUAUAAAAAUGCUCGGGAACUGCAAAUGGAGAAAAUUCAGCUAGAACUCGAGAACCAAACGAUGGAAAAGAAAUUCCGAGAAUUCCAAUCCACAUGGAACAAAGGAAAGGAAGAAAUGAAGUCAAGUGGAUAUUACUGGAAUUCUGGAAGUGUGGGCAAAUUGGGUAACAAGUCACAUCUAACGUCACAAAGUAAAGUGAAUGCUAGUAAGCUCUCUUCCGGAAAUGUGAAAUUAAAGAUACUGAAGGAACAGAUUCAAGCACCAGUGAAACAGCAAGCAAAUCAUAAAAUGGCUCAAUCUUUUGGAAGGGAAAAGCCCAUGACUAAAAAGAAAGUUUGUGGACAGUGUGAGAACAAAGCUGCUCUCCUUGUGUGCCUGGAAUGCGGUGAGGAUUAUUGUUCGGGAUGCUUUGCUAAAAUACACCAGAAGGGGGCACUCAAGUUCCACAGAACGAAUCUUUUACAGGCAAAAUCUCAAAUCUUAUCCAAUGUGUUAGAUGUUGCUCAUCAAUUUAUAAAGGAAGCAAAUCCACCUAAUGAAGGGAAUACGUCUCCAGAAGCAUCCAGUAAAAGUCAAGAGAAAACUAAAGCCCCACUUCUUCAGGACAACAGCACUGAGGUAGAAACUACAGCAGCAGAAGGAGGAGAAAGUACAAAUCCAAGGUGCAAGCCCUUGUGUGAAGGGCCUUUUGAUGAAGAAGCGUCUGCCCCGUCCUUUCGGGAAGCCUUGACUCAGUGGAGAGCUGGACAUCAGGAGGAAAACAAACAGCAGAACGAACAUGCAACAAAACCAGUGUGUCUUUUUAUAGACUCAGUGGAAGAAUGUGAAGUACAAACUAAUUUGAAAAUUUGGACAGAACCAAUUAAUAUCGAAUUUACAGAAGACAGUCUGACAUAUAUGGAAAAAUUAUGGCUUAAAAAACACAGAAGAACUCCACAGGAACAACUUCAGAACAUACUAUUAAAUACAUCCCCACAUCCCUCUGAAGCUACUAUGGAGGCACAGAGCUCUCAGAAUGAAAAUGAUGUUGAUAGUGACGUUGAGGAGAUCAAAGUCCAAUAUCCACCUCUUUUUAUGCGAGUAGAAAAACUGAAUAUAGAAAGACCUCCACCAUCUCUAACAAUAGUAGAACUGGAUGGUACUCAUGAAGCAGACGUUGAAGAACCAGAGAACGCUGUACCUUACAGAGUUGAAUUAGCUGAUGCAGAGAGUCAGUUAAGUUCUCCAUUUCCUGAUGAUCGGAACUGCUUUCCACGUGAACAUGGCAUCCAUCAACAUCUUGUUUUCAACAGAGGAAAAGCAGACUUCUUAAGUCUUUGUCUGAGAACAAAUUCUACAUACCAUAAGGAUGGCUUAAAAGGCUCUUCAAAUACAGAUUUUGGCAAUAGUAUGGAGUCUGGUCUUUCUUCUCAUGAGCUCAAAAAAGUAGGAGAAACCAGCUCUUUUGAACAAAAUGUAACAGAAAAAAAUACAGACCCAGAAAACAACCAAAAUUCUGGUGAUUCCUACAUGUCAUUUUGGAGCAAGGAUUCUAAGCCACCUGUAGAUUUACAUACAUCCUUCAUAGAGGGGAAUUCAUCUCAAGAUACCAGCAUAUCCUUGGAAGGUAGCAAUCUGAAGGAGAAGCCUAACUUUGAAGAUUUAAAAACUACAAAGACACCACCGCUGUUACAAGACAUAGCCCUCAGAAAAAAACCUGUAAAUGAACGGUAUCAAGGACUUGAGAAGUUCUUUACAGUCGGUAAGAAGGAAAGACUCGGCUCCCUUCCUUCACCAAGUAUACGAGGCAGCCAUCCCUGUUCCACGAUCACACUCUCAGAAGACAAAGUGUGGAUCCCAGACAGCAGCUUAAGUGAGCAUGCUGAUGGUGCAGAUGCCUUGCAUGAUCUGCCAAGUGCUGAAAAUCCACUUCCUAAUCUGCAACAGCAAAAGACAGGCCAGAAAUCCCAGAGACCUUCUACAGCGAACUUCCCUGUUUCCAGUUCUGCUCGCAAAGGCUCCAGCUCUCAUUUGUCCUCUUAUCCCCGAUCAAGAAGUGUAGCUGCUCAACCCCUAUCCAGAGCUGCUUCUGAAAUUUCAGAAAUUGAAUACAUAGACGUCACUGACCAGAAUGAGCCUUUCCUAGAUAACGCAGAAGAUCAGCAAGCUUUAGAGAGUUUGGAGAAAGAGUUAAACACAUUGAAAAACCUUGCAGAUCCUUCAGAAAAACCUCAGAGUCUACCCUCAGAAGAGCUACCAGCCUUCACCCGCUAUUCUCUGAAUUUCAAUCAGAUGUCCGACGAACUCCCGGAGAUGCCUUGUGAUGAGGACAACUGUGAAACUGAGAUGAGGUCCUGAGAUUCAGGUGAUAAAAAAAACUUUAUUAUUGACUAAACAUGUCCAGAUAUUAUUAACCACACUUAAGAAAUGUAAUACAGUUUCCUGCUCAAUAAUCAUCAAAAUAGCUUUUCCCUGCGGUAGAUGGGAGCACAGAAGGAGACAUGAAACUGGGCAAAGUGCACACGCUGAGAAAUUGUGGAAUACUCAGUUCUAAAUGGAAUAUUUCCAUGAAAUAACUUCCUCCUUGGCCCAGCAAGCCCUGCAGCAGAGGAGACAGUAAAGUUUUAAGAGCCAAAGGUGAUGGAGAGGACCAAGGACACAAUGCCUUCUAGACACAACAUGGCUGGAGCAAAUGUGAACUCAGAAAUUGUGUCAGCAUACACGGUACAUAUGCAUGUCUAAGCCAGAUGAGGUUCCAGCACUAAGAUGGGGAGUGAACAAAAGUCUCUAUUCCUGAUCUAGACGCCAUCUCCAAUUGACAGCUCUUUACAUAGGGAAGUUAUUUUCUCUGAUUGAUUCUCAACGGGAAUGCAAAUCAUUCUUAAGGGCAUACUGUUAUUAGAUGAAUGCACUCAGUGGUUAUCUUGGAGGUAUUUUUUUCUAUCUACUCAUCUUUUUAUUUCCUAUUUUAUUUUACAAUCCAUUUUCUUAUAUAUUAUGGUUUCUA